AGGGCUCUCGGGCAGCCCGGGAUCAGCUGCGGCGCGGCGCGGCGCGGCGGGCGGAGGCUGCUUCCAGCCAUGCAGCUCCCCGUGCGCUCCCGGCUGCUGCUCCUGCUCCUGCUGCGGGCCAGCGGGCUGCGGGCCGGGGAGCGGAGCAGCAGCGCCAUGGAGGAGAUCACCACGGAGAAGGAGGCGGAGGAGAGUCACCGGCAGGACAGCGUGAGCCUCCUGACCUUCAUCCUGCUGCUCACCCUCACCAUCCUCACCAUCUGGCUCUUCAAGCACCGCCGGGUGCGCUUCCUCCACGAGACCGGCCUGGCCAUGAUCUAUGGACUCAUUGUUGGCGUGAUCUUGAGAUAUGGUUCUCCCUCCAGCAGUGGCCAUGACAAGCCAUUCAGUUGCUCCCAGGAGGACCGACCAUUUACAACGCUGUUGGUCAAUGUCAGUGGAAAGUUUUUUGAGUACACCCUUAAAGGAGAAAUAAGCCCUGGAAAAAUACACAAUGUGGAACAGAAUGACAUGUUGCGAAAGGUAACAUUUGACCCAGAAGUUUUCUUCAACAUUCUGUUACCUCCUAUUAUUUUCCAUGCUGGGUACAGCUUGAAGAAGAGACACUUUUUCAGGAAUCUGGGGUCUAUUCUGGCUUAUGCCUUUUUAGGAACUGCAGUCUCUUGUUUUAUUAUCGGGAAUCUCAUGUAUGGUGUUGUAAAACUAAUGAAGUUGGUGGGACAACUCUCUGAUACAUUUUACUAUACAGACUGUCUCCUCUUCGGAGCUGUCAUAUCUGCUACUGAUCCAGUUACCGUGCUGGCAAUAUUUAAUGAGCUGCAUGCUGAUGUCGAUCUCUAUGCCCUUCUGUUUGGAGAGAGUGUUCUAAAUGAUGCUGUUGCCAUUGUAUUGUCUUCAUCAAUAGUUGCCUAUCAGCCAACAGGUGAAAACACCCAUGCGUUUGAUGCCGCAGCAUUUUUCAAAUCAGUUGGAGUUUUCCUUGGAAUAUUCAGUGGCUCUUUCAUGAUGGGAGCAGUGACAGGGGUUGUGACAGCUCUGGUGACCAAGUUUACCAAACUGCAUUGCUUCCCCCUGCUGGAGACAGCUCUCUUCUUCCUGAUGUCCUGGAGCACUUUCUUGCUAGCUGAAGCUUGUGGGUUUACAGGUGUGGUGGCGGUUCUCUUCUGUGGAAUUACACAGGCUCAUUAUACAUACAACAAUUUGUCAGUUGAGUCAAGGAGCCGAACUAAGCAGCUCUUUGAGGUACUGCACUUCCUGGCUGAAAACUUCAUAUUUUCAUACAUGGGUUUAGCCCUAUUUACUUUCCAGAAACACAUAUUCAGCCCAAUUUUCAUCAUUGGAGCUUUUAUUGCAAUCUUUCUGGGCAGAGCUGCACACAUCUACCCUCUCUCUUUCUUCUUGAAUCUGGGCAGAAGGCACAAGAUCAGUUGGAACUUUCAGCACAUGAUGAUGUUUUCAGGUCUUAGAGGAGCCAUGGCAUUUGCUCUGGCCAUACGAGACACUGCUACUUACUCCCAUCAAAUGAUGUUCUCAACAACCCUUCUUAUUGUCUUUUUCACUGUCUGGAUUAUUGGUGGAGGCACAACACCCAUGCUGUCAUGGCUGAACAUUAGAGUUGGUGAUCAUGCUCCAUCGGUGGAAGAGAUAAAUGAAAGCCGCUGGCUGUACUUCAGGGUUGGUGUUGACCCAGAUCAGGAUCCCCCACCCAGCAAUGACAGCUUUCAAGUCUUACAAGGAGAUGGUCCAGAUUCUGAAAGAGGAAACCGGACAAAGCAGGAAAGUGCUUGGCUCUUCAGGCUAUGGUAUAGCUUUGAUCACAAUUAUUUAAAGCCCAUUCUCACGCAUAGUGGCCCUCCGCUAACUACAACCCUUCCAAGUUGCUGUGGUCUGCUGGCCCGCUGUUUGACUACUCCACAAGUUUAUGAUGUUGCAGCCUGUGGGAUAAAUCCCAAAACCCACUCGGUACCGCAUUCCCAGGCAAACAUCCCGCAAGUCCCUCCUUGCCAGAAUCAGGAGCAGCUUAGAGAGGAGGAUUCAGAUUUUAUUCUGAAUGAUGGUGACCUCACUCUGACAUAUGGUGAUACGACAAUAACUGCUAAUGGCUCUUCUGGCUCCCGCACUGCUACCACUAGCCUUGAUGGCAGGAAAACAAAAAGUAGUUCAGAGGAGGCAUUGGAACAUGAUCUGGGAAUGGGAGAUAAUGAAGUUACAAGCAGGGGCACCCGACUAGUAUUUCCUUUGGAAGACAAUGCAUGACUACUGCCUCAGUAAAAAUACAGCUGUAGCCCCGUGGAUGGAUCAAGGAAGACUGCAGGCCCCAGUGUCACUUGAGGCGGGAAUGCUUACAGAAUUGAACUAACCUGUCUGUUUAUAAGUGGUUUUACUAAAGUCUGAAGACACCAACCUUGACUUUUUUUUUUAACUCAAGAUGCUGACAGUGGGUUUUUAAAUGUCUAAACUAGAGAAAUGGGGAAAUUGGUCAGUCUCUUCUCUCAAAACUGCAUACUGAAUCUAAUCUAAUUAAUGUAGAAUUAGCCUCCUGCAAUUCUCUCAUUCAGCUGCAGCACCUUUCUGAGAAGAGGUAUGUGAAAAUGUUACCCACCCAGAACCAAGCUAAUUCAGGCUGGGUGGAGUUCUAGCUUGGUUUGGGAAUGAUGGAGGGGAAACCCAAACAAAAGUCUAGUUAUUCUGAGACUUAAAGGUAUGGGUGCAUGUCUGAUUUUUCGGUGGGCCAGUGUUAAAUUGCUCUCUAGAAAACUUGAAACUAUGUAUAAAAGGGAACAGUAUGUACUAGGAGUACAGGUGCAUGAAUGCAACAUUUUUCUGGGAUUUGUUACUAUAUGACAAACUGCACUGAAUUACUUCAGGAAAAAGGGAAAACAGCACAACUUCCUCACUGGCAACAUAUAGUAGGUACAGUUUAGAAUAAUUCAGUAUUUAAAGAGGGAGGCAGUGAAUGUUGUUUAGUCCCCUAGCUUUGGACAACUUGAGUAUUACUGUUCACAUAUCUUCUAGCACAUCACAAGAGAACUUCUUAGUGUCCAAGACUGAAAUGACUGACUCAAGCCCUUAUCUAGGCUUUGUGAUUUAAAAAACCACUUGUUCUCUCAUUAGGUUUGUUAAAAAUCAGAUGAAGGACGCUGGAACCCAGUUUUUUUUUAUGGGAGAUAGAGCAGAUAGUGGUAUUACUUACAGUGAAUCUGGAAAGCAAUUUUUGAACAUAUAUGAAACCAAAAGGUUCCAUAUUGAGAUGGGAAGUAUCCCUGGAAUCUGCUUUGAUUGCCUGUUAGGUGUGAUGGUUUACACUGCAAAUGUUUUUACUUCAAAAGGGGAAGAUAAUACUAUAAAUUUAACCAUUUGUGGUUAUUACAUCUGAAGAAAGGUGUUUAUAUUCAUUCUCUUUUGCAGAGUACAUGUGAACUUUCAGCGAGGCACUGCACAAUAUAUGAACUGUGCAAGUGGCAUACACACUCUAGUCCCAUCUGAAAUGUGAAAAGGGAAAAAUGUCUUUGCUUAGUACUUGGCCCAUGUUCAUGUAGACUUGCUUUAACUUAGUGCUUAAGGGCUUCUUAAUUCCCAGCUCAGUAGCUAUUAGUGACCUCUGGUGUAUUAAAGCAAAUAGUUGAAAUCUAUUACCUCCUAAACAGAAGCUCAGCUACUGAAAGCAUGCUUUAAAAUGGGGUCCAGUUUUACUUUCAUGGCUCAAAAUGGUUUAGAAAAUGUUAUUUUUUAAACUGGCAUUUUGUGGCCCACUAUUAAAAUGUAAUAUCAGUUUGCUAAAGUGCUUUUUUUUUUACCUGCCACUUCAGUUUGUUCCCUUCCCAUAAAAUGUAUCUAUGAAUAAAAAUCCAUUCUGUGUUUUUCCUUAAGUGACCGGUUCAACUAAACAAUGGGCUAACUUUAAAAUUACAAGUUCCAAUUGCACAGCAGCACUUAGAUUGUCUAGUUUGGUUUAUUUUAAAUACAGUGAUCUACCUCCUACUUCUUCCCUCUUUAAGACAAAAUAUUGAUCUGUCUGAAAGAAUCAAAUUAAUGACUGCAUUGUGGGGCAAGGCACUAAAAGAUUUCUAAAGCUAGUCCUGCCACCUCUGUGGUGGAACUGGAAAGGUCACACAGUCCAUCUGCUCCAUUCUUGAGUAGCUCAGAGAUAGAAAGUUCAAGCAUCCUGCUGAGAGCACUUCAAGCAACAGACCACAUAAACUGUCUGGCACUCUGUUCCCAGGAUUAGAAUGGACAGCAUCGUGUGUGAGCACUCACUAGCUCUGCUAUUCCAGGACUUGCUGCUUAAAUACUACCCUGGAGGAAAUUGCUUCUUUUGGAGCGAUGAAAAUGAUGGUUUACUUUUGAUAACUUUAACUCUUUAGAGCCUGCUGAAUUCCACAUUUGAGUGAUAAAUCCUAAUAAUGUCAGACUUUUCCUUUUGUAAAAACUUAAAUCAUUAGCCAACCUCAAGUGGUGCAAACUGCUUUUCAGAUUUUAGAGAGCAGAACCUGUCCAAAUCAGAUGGACUUGCCCAUCUCUGGAGUCAGGCAAACCUUUAUAUGCAAUUCAAGACAGGCUGAAACCUGUCAAAGACUAUUCGAGAGACAGGGUUGGGUGAGGUAAUAUCUUUUAUUGAACCAACUUCAACAAACUUGCCUCUCUCACCAACGGAAGUUGGUCCAGUAAAAGAUAUUACCUCACCCACCUUGUAUCUCUAAUAUCCUGGGAUCUACAAGGUUACAACAACACUGCAUACAAGAAAAACUAUAUUGGCUCAAAGCAUUUAGGACUAAGUAUUUUCUCUCUCAAAAAUGCUUAACGAAGUGCCAGAGACAGAGACUUUUCAAAAUUACCAUUUUCUACUGCAAGACUCACUCCAAGUUUUAGCACCAUCCUGUACCAGAAUGCUUCCAAUAGCAGAGUUAAGACUGCACAUACUUAAAAUGGAGUUAAAUCUGAAAUGCUAACCCUGAAAGAGGGGCCUAGUACCUUUCCUCUUAGUGUUUCAUUCCUUAGCCUUUAACUUUAAAAACGAAUGUAAAAAGUCAUCUUGCAGCAAAGUUGUCUAGUACAGAGUUAUCUGAAUGUCAGACUGAGGGAUAACGUCAUUGUGCACCCUUAAAACGGAAGGGGCUUUAAUUAUAAAUUAUGCUUUAAAAUAGUGGUUCUCAAUCAGGGGUACACGUACCCCAGGGGUUAUGCAGAGGUCUCCCAGGGGCCACAUCACCUCUUCUAGAUACUUGCCUAGUUUAGAACAGGCUACAUAAAAAGCACUAGCGAAGUCAGUACAAACUAAAAUUUCAUAUAGACAAUGACUGGUUUAUACCUCUCUAUAUAAUAUACACUAAAAUGUAAGUAUAAUAUUUAUAUUCAAAUUGAUUUUAUAAUUAUAUGGUUAAAAAUGAGAAAGUAUGCAAUUUUUCAAUGUGUGCUGUGACACGUGUAUUUUUAUGUUUGAUUUUUGUAAGCACGUAGUUUAAGUGAGGUGAAACUUGGGGGUAUGCAAGACAAAUCAACUUCCUGAAAGAGGUACAAUAGUCUGAAAGGGUUUAGAGCCACUGCUUUAAAACAAUGAAAUGAACAUGGGUCUUUCACUUCAUCAGUUUUGACUUCAACCUCUCUUCCCAGUUUAGACUUCAGAAUGAAUCAAAGCUAAAUGAACUAACAGCACCAACCACUUGUUACUAUAGAAAUCAUUAACCGUUACAGAAAAUUACCCUUUAAUAGGAUUUCUUUACUAAAAACUCACAAGAAAUAUCUAAUCUUUAGCAUGGCAUGUUUUACAUUUUCAGCUGGUGCUGAUUUUUUCUUCUCCUUUGUGGUUCAUGUGCUCUUCCAAUUUACCUUGUACUGAAAUUUUGCUCUAAAUGGGAAAAUCCUUUUCGUGGAACAGUGUGAUGAAUUUUAACUUCAUGCCAGUACUGAGGCUGGGUUGGUUAGGCUAGAGCUUGACUUAGACAUACAAAUAGAUGUAGUAAUAAAACUAUGGAAAGUUAUGGAAAUUCCUGUAUUUUUUUCCCCUCCAGCUUGCUCUGAGUCUCUGAAUGGAAUCAUAGUUUAAGACUGUGAUGAGCAAUACGGCAACCCCUCUAUGUUAAUAUCUUAGUCAGAUCAGAGUGAAAUUUAAGAGAGGGUCUUCCUCCUACCAGGUGUGAGUUGCUGAGUCAGUCAGUCUACAAUAUGUAAGAUCACUUCAUUGGCUGAUACCUGUAUCAAGGAUGUGACUGACAUCUGCCUGUGCAUUAUGCCUUCAUUCAGUAGUGUAAUGUUAAGAUAUUAAUGUCAAUUCAAUAUUUAAACUAUGGCUUACCAAAAGUCAGUGUACCCUGUAGUUCAAGGACUGGGGUAUGGAAUUUGCUUAAGAACUGAGCUUACUGACAAAAACUGCUUUACCUCUCUAGCUCUUAAAACAAAAUUAUGUUUAGUACUUUGAGUCAGCAUGAGCUUUGUCCUAAAUGAGAUCGACACAGUUAAGACUAUAAUCGUCUUUAACGCUCCACAGAAGCUAAUGUACCAAUUGUGUUUGGAAAGCUGUUUUGCAGCUACUUAAAGAUUUUUAUACGGGAUGUUAACAUUCACUCAAUCCUGGAAAAGCCAGUGUAGUACAAUUACCCAAUCAUAGUACCUGAACCGUCUCAGAACACAGCUAAACCUUGCUUGGUGUGCUCAUGUGUCUGCUGAAAAAUUAUGGAAGUGCUUUCAGUUGGGUCAGGUGGAAGGAUGUAACAAAAUAAAUUUUCAAACU
Mauremys mutica (yellowpond turtle) is the source of this 6727-nucleotide messenger RNA. RefSeq names its product solute carrier family 9 member A7 (gene SLC9A7). Gene Ontology annotation, biological process: proton transmembrane transport; sodium ion transport; regulation of pH. Gene Ontology annotation, cellular component: recycling endosome; membrane. The transcript is spliced from 18 exons. The record is from RefSeq and is a predicted model, not a curated record. NCBI's taxonomy places the organism in Eukaryota, Metazoa, Chordata, Testudines, Geoemydidae. Bases 70 to 2256 code for a protein of 728 amino acids. Gene Ontology annotation, molecular function: sodium:proton antiporter activity.